CAGGCGCCGGCAGAGAAGACGCGGCACCAGCGGUGGAAAGUUGACUGCGAGUCAGUUCAGCGGAAGUGAAGCUCUCGCGAAGUCGGUGAAGGCAACAGGUGUCAGUUCCUCGUCUGCUUGUCGUUAUUUAAAGGCUUCGCAGUUGUUUGGACAGUGAGGACAAAAGUUUUCGUCGGUUAGAAGAGUAACAACAUGUCAAACCUCCGACCCAGACUUUGUGUGCUGAAGAAGGACUCCGGCGGCUUCGGGUUCCACCUGCACGGAGAGAAGGGCAAGACCGGGCAGUUUAUCCGGCUCGUGGAGCCCGAUACUCCCGCCUCCGCCGCCGGGCUUCUCGCGGGCGACCGCCUGGUGUUCGUGAAUGGAGAGAGCGUGGAGGGCGAGAGCCACCACCAAGUGGUCGCCAGGAUACGGGCCACGGUCGGGGCUCUGGAGCUUAUCGUGGUGGACGCCGAAACCUCGGAGCUGCUGAAGAAACACAACCUGCAGUGCCGGAAAGAAUUCGUCACGGAGGGGAUUCCCCUGCCCGGCGGGGACAGCGACUCAGAGCGCGGGGACGCACAGAGCAACGGCACCCCGAGGGAGUCCAGCCCCGUCCCGCGAGAGAACGGGGACGCGUCCUCGGAGAGGUCGGACAGGCUGAGUGUUAGCUCCAGCACCAAGGAGCUGCAGGAGGAGCGAGGCGGGCCGCGGCCUCGUCUCUGCCACCUGAAGAAGGGAGCCAAUGGCUACGGCUUCAACCUGCACAGCGAGAAGUCCAGACCAGGCCAGUUCAUCAGGGCAGUGGAUGAAGACUCUCCAGCGCAGAGAGCAGACCUCAGACCACAUGACAAGAUCAUCCAGGUGAAUGGCGUGUCAGUGAUCGGCAUGCAGCAUUCAGAGGUGGUGGCGGCCAUCAAAGCAGGUGGAGAUGAGACCACGCUGCUGGUGGUUGAUGCUGAGACUGAGGAAUUCUUCUCCAGAUGUAAAGUCCUGCCCACCGAGGAGCACGUCACUGGACCUCUUCCUGAACCAGUGUCAGAGAGAGCAUCAGACGGGGAGGAGGCAGCAGCAGAGAGGACGCCCAUAGUGUCCACCUUCAUGCCCACUCCAGAGGUUGAGAGGGCUCCGGAGCUGGCCCCAGCAGUCGAGGGCCUGGAUCUGGGCGUGUCCGUGGCCCAGGCCAAAGAAAGAGUCCGUCAGAAACGAGCCGCCAAGAAAGCCCCAACCAUGGACUGGACCAAGAGGAACGAACUGUUCAGCAACUUGUAAACAUCAAAAUCAUCUUCUUCAUCAUUAUCAUCAUCACAGUGUCCACUUCCUCCCGACCGGCUGCACUGCCCUGUAUCUGGUGUCCGAGUUUAGUUGUCACGUUGUCGCGCUGUGCCUGAAACACACAGCGUUCAUUUAGAACAUUUGAAAUUGCCACGUUAAACCAGUAUUAUAUCAUGAUUUUAUUUGUUUUCAUUUAGGGUUUUUGCCACUUUUCUUUCAUGUCUAAAUAAUGGUCGAAAUGUCAUCGUCACACACAGGAACAAAUGUUAAUAUAUUAAGAAUGUUUGAAAGAGAAAAGGAGUAAUGUACAGUUUCUCACAUGAGAAGAAGCAUUUAAGGAAUAAUGGGACACAAGGAAAAUUGACAAAAUUGGCAGAUUAUGCAGCCAGAAUUUAAAUCUUCAGUUUAAAUGAAUGAAGUCAGAUUUUUGACGUCUGCAAUCAGCAACUAGAAUGAAAGAAUUGAUGUUUUCUAGUCGGUGUCUGUGAUUGGACAAUGCUGAACGACUCUGCUGAGCCCGUAUUGCCAACAUUCCAUGACAGUCUGUUUUCCUGUCGAGGCGGUGUUUGAACUCCAUCAGUGUGUUAAAGUCUUAAGAGACGGCUGAAGGGACUGUGUUGUUUUUUGAACCAUCAAAGCUCUGGUAGCCUUACUGGAAACAGUUCUUCAUGUCUGUCCAGUUGUCCUUCCCUCCAGGGCUUCUGUCACGAUACACUGUAUGUUUGAUUCAAGGAAAUUACAGAUUAUUUUUUCAUGUUGCUAUUGGUAGAUUUGUACAUAAGCAAAUAAAUGAUUUAAGAGGA
Chelmon rostratus (copperband butterflyfish) is the source of this 2057-nucleotide messenger RNA. RefSeq names its product SLC9A3 regulator 1a (gene nherf1a). Gene Ontology annotation, cellular component: apical plasma membrane. The transcript is spliced from 6 exons. Gene Ontology annotation, molecular function: protein-membrane adaptor activity; signaling receptor binding. The record is from RefSeq and is a predicted model, not a curated record. Lineage: Eukaryota; Metazoa; Chordata; Actinopteri; Chaetodontiformes; Chaetodontidae. The coding region runs from base 193 to 1251 and encodes 352 amino acids. Gene Ontology annotation, biological process: protein localization to plasma membrane.